Bactrocera dorsalis (oriental fruit fly) is the source of this 1284-nucleotide messenger RNA. RefSeq lists its product as uncharacterized. The record is from RefSeq and is a predicted model, not a curated record. The transcript has a single exon. NCBI's taxonomy places the organism in Eukaryota, Metazoa, Arthropoda, Insecta, Diptera, Tephritidae. The coding region runs from base 1 to 1284 and encodes 427 amino acids.
AUGUUAUUUGAAUAUUUAAUAUUUUUGCUUUGUGUGCUUACGCAAAUUUAUUGCUGUAACGGUGUAAUCAAACCAGCACUAGAAGAUGCGAAAAGAACUGAUGGUGCCCAAAGACGUUAUCGCCGUGCAUCAAUACCACAAUUUAUUGUGCGCAGCCAGGCCGAUGACUUCACGGACGCCGACGAAUUAAUAAUCUUUAACCAAACACUUCAAGGCAGUCCAACUGACAGAAUCAUAUCAUCUCAACAACUCUAUGGCCUUCCAAAUAAUCAAAAUUAUCAGCAACAAUCCCAAGCUAAUAGUUUGCAAAUGCCACGAGGCAAUCAGCAAGCUCACAAUUCAAGAAAACUGAAUAUGAAUGGACAUUACAAUAGCAACAAAAAUUUGUACGAUAAUAACAAUGUUUUCAAUGGAAAUAAUGUGAAGCAUGAAAAAAAUAAAAUAUUACAACAACAUACUGUCCAAGUUGUCAAUAUGUUAAAGCAUAAUCGCAAUAAUGGCAAUUUUAAACAUCAUAACUCUUAUCAAGAGAUUGAUUUUAAUAAUGGAAACACUCGGAAUAGUGCAAUUUUGAAUACUAAUAUCGAAAUACAAGCCAAGCCCACCAAUACAGUACCGAUGUUCAGACCAGCAGUAAGAGUGGACACAAUGCAUACACCAACAACCACAUCUAUAACGCCGGCUUAUGUUACUCAGCCACAAAAUCACUUACUUAAUCCACAAAAUAUUAAACCCAACAACAAUUUACUAACAGAGAUCAUUGCAAAUCCGGUACCAACCACAAUCAAAGCACCAUCAUCAAGUGAAUAUAAUAGAAGUCAAUUUAGAAGAGAUAUUCCCAAUAACCCAUUUCUCAAUAAGCAUAUGCCUCAAAAUUUACAAAACCCAUUUUUAGCAAAUUCACAAACUAAUGGGAAUUCACAAUCUUAUUUAAAUAAUCAAUCAACACAAAAUACUGUGGCUCCGAAGCCCACUCCUCAGAAUCCAUACAUGUCAAAUCCAUUUCUGCAAAAUACUAAAAUGCCAAAUCUCUCAGGCCAGUCGCAGCCAACAAAACUUCCAGCAACAAAUCUUAUGCAGCCCCAAAUUCAAACUUCUUCGCAAAAUUCGGCUCAUUUAAUGAAUGUUCCAAAGCCUGGGAUUAUUUCGUCGACACCACCCAGCACGAUAAUGAGCGCAGAAUUGAAUCGACUUAUUCAAAAUAAAGCGGUCAUAUUUCCAGAUUCGAUAUACCUCACACAAAGCACUCCGAGCUCACAGCACAUGCUAGACAUAAGACGUUAG